AUGGUCACUUACCCUUCGACGCAUGGUGUAUUUGAGUCAUCAAUUCGUGAUGUAUGCGAUAAAGUGCACGAAUACGGUGGUCAAGUCUAUCUUGAUGGAGCAAAUCUGAACGCUCAGGUUGGUCUGUGCCGUCCAGGUGAUUACGGUAGCGAUGUUUCGCAUCUCAAUUUACAUAAGACCUUCUGCAUUCCACAUGGUGGUGGCGGGCCAGGAAUCGGUCCAAUUGGCGUAAAGAAACAUCUGGCACCUUUCCUUCCCGGACACCCAGUGAUUCCCAUUGAUGGACGACAGGACGGUGCCGUUGCCGGUGCGCCAUGGGGAUCUGCAAGUAUAUUACCGAUCACAUGGGCGUACAUCCGCAUGAUGGGUCAUGCUGGCAUGAAGAAAGCUUCACAAAUGGCGAUUCUAAAUGCCAAUUACAUGGCUAGACGUCUUGAAGGAGCAUAUCGUAUUGUAUACAAAGAUGAACAAGGCUUGGUAGCUCAUGAGUUCAUUCUUGACUUCAAGCCAUUCAAGAAAUCAGCUGGCGUCGAAGUUAUAGAUGUUGCCAAGAGGCUGAUGGACUAUGGGUUCCAUUCACCAACGAUGUCUUGGCCAGUGCAUGACUGCUUGAUGAUUGAACCAACAGAGUCUGAAGACAAAGGUCAGUCCCCAUAG
Molecule: messenger RNA, 657 nt
Organism: Haemonchus placei
Lineage: Eukaryota; Metazoa; Nematoda; Chromadorea; Rhabditida; Trichostrongylidae
Source: the annotation of a GenBank genome assembly